Zeugodacus cucurbitae (melon fly) is the source of this 2436-nucleotide messenger RNA. RefSeq names its product piggyBac transposable element-derived protein 4-like. The record is from RefSeq and is a predicted model, not a curated record. Bases 340 to 2223 code for a protein of 627 amino acids. The transcript is spliced from 2 exons. Lineage: Eukaryota; Metazoa; Arthropoda; Insecta; Diptera; Tephritidae.
AACCCUAGAACCAUAAUAUGCGUAAAUUUUACGCAUAUACAAUUUUCAAAUUGUGUUUGCACAAGUGUGCCAUGACGUAACGGUACCCAGCGCCGGCAGUGCUUGUAGCAAUUAGUUUUAUAUAUGCAGGAAUGAGAAAACCCAGCAAAUGUGGUCAUUUGAAGGUUUGAGAGCAAGUGCAGCACAAGUCUAUGCGUAAAAUUUACGCAUUGUUGGUAAAAAGCGAAAAAAUCGAAUACGUAAAAUUUACGCAUUGUUGGUAAUAAGUGGAAUAAUUAUUCGUAAUAAAAGUAUACAACUGUUGUGCAAAUUUUAUGUAGGCUUGUUUUCACUGACGAAAUGGCAGCUGGAAAACCGUGUUUUUCAAAACAAAAAUUUGAUGAUGACGAUAUAGAGGUUAUUCUGCAUGAUGAAGAUUUUAGUGAUAUCAGUGGAGAUGGAGAAGAGGAAAAUGAAGAUUUCGAUAGCGAUGAUAGUUUGGCCGAUAUGAGCUAUUUUCCUGAUCCAAUUGAUGAAGCAGAGGUAGAAAAAGAACUAGAAGUUGUCUGGUCUGAAAAAAGAAAAACAGCAACAGCAUUGGAGGGGAAUAAGCAGACAAAAAUAAAACGUAAAACUUUAACAUUGCCAAAUUUGGAACAAGAGUUGGAUAACCAACUUGCGGAAAUUGGGGAAAAUAGUCAAAUUUUGGGCAAAAACGGUCACAUUUGGAAUAAUUUUCCAAUAAAACGUGAAUACGGUAAAUGCGCAGCACGAAAUAUUAUAUACAUUCGGCCAGGACCAUCGGGUAACGCCAAUGAAGCCAUGGAACCAAGCGAUGCAUUUAAACUGUUUAUUAGUGACGAGAUAUUGAAUAUUGUUUUAUACCAUACAAAUGCCAAAAUUUCUCAACUAAGAAAUAAAUAUCAAUCAAGAAAUGCCACGGUUUCAAAUACAAGUCUUAUGGAAUUGAAAGCCUUGUUGGGUUUGCUGUAUUUGUCUGCUGUUUUGAAGAGCAACCAUCUAUCAACUGAUAUCUUGUUUGACACUUCUUAUUCGGGCGAUCGAUAUAGAGCGACAAUAAGUAGACAUAGAUUCGAGUUUCUUCUAAACUCACUUCGUUUCGACGAUAUGACUAAAAGAGAAGAGCGGAAGAAAAAGUCUUCAUUUGCGCCAAUUUCUGAAAUUUGGGAUAUUUUUGUUGAUAGUUGUACAAAGAAUUUUAAGCCUGGUUCCUAUGUAACCAUCGAUGAGCAACUUGUUGGUUUUCGAGGUAGAUGCCCAUUUAGGAUGUAUAUUCCGAACAAACCAAAUAAAUUCGGAAUAAAAAUUGUAAUGGUCUGCGAUGUCGCUACAAAAUACGUUAUUAACGCAGAGCCGUAUCUCGGAAAGUCUACUAAUACUCAAGGAAAACAACUAGCCAAUUACUUUGUUGAAGGACUGACGAAACCUUUGCAUGGAAGUAACCGGAAUAUAACAAUGGACAACUGGUUUACGAGCAUCCCUUUGGCAACAAAACUGUUAAGUAAUCCCUACAGUAUGACAAUUGUUGGCACACUACGUAAAAAUAAAGCUGAAAUACCACCGGAAUUACUUGACACUAAGUCACGGCAGUGUGGCUCAUCCCGAUUCGUUUACAAUGAGAAUAUGACUUUAGUGUCAUUCCAGCCAAAACAAAAUAGGAAUGUACUAUUACUUUCGACGAUGCAUAUUAAUGGAGCGCUAGACCCAACCACAAAAAAACCUGAAAUUAUACUCACAUAUAAUUCGACCAAAGGCGCAGUUGACACUUUUGAUCAGAUGACUCAAAAUAUUUGCUGCAACAGAAAGACGAAACGGUGGCCACUUUGUUUCUUUUACAAUAUGUUAAAUAUUGCUUCAGUUAAUGCCUAUGUUUUAUAUAGUCACAAUGUAACACGAAACGGUCUUAAGCCUAUGAGUAGGUCAAAGUUUGUACUUAAACUUCAUGAAGAACUCACACAACCGUGGCAAAAGGAACGAUUGCUAAAUGCACGGUUGCCUACAAAAUUAAAAGAAAAAAUAAAUGAAAUAAUAAAAACUAACAACCCAAUAGGUUCAAUAGUUAGUCAAAAAGCUUCUCCGCAAAAGGCGAAAAGGAAAUACUGCACAUUUUGCCACUACACAAAAAGACGAUUUACUACAACAUAUUGCUCUGUAUGCAAAUCAUCAGCAAUUUGUGGUGAACAUCAAAUUAAAGUUUGUAAAAACUGUGUUAAUGAAAUUUAAUCUAUUCCUUCUCUUUUCUUUAAUAAAAUGAACUGAAUUUUCUUUUAAAAUCUUAUACUUUAUUUUAAAAAUAAAUUGUUUGAUAAGAAUUAUCAAUUUAGACUGCAAAAUGGCUCAAAAUCGGGUUAUAUUAGGCGGAUUCUCAUUUCUGCGUAAAAUUUACGCAUAGUUGGUCUUAACGUAGUAUAGAAUGACGUUAUGGUUCUAGGGUUA